This is a messenger RNA of Dromaius novaehollandiae (emu), 3557 nucleotides long. It is a transcript of the gene RBM46, whose product is annotated as RNA binding motif protein 46. Gene Ontology annotation, molecular function: mRNA binding. The transcript is spliced from 5 exons. The coding region runs from base 632 to 2080 and encodes 482 amino acids. Lineage: Eukaryota; Metazoa; Chordata; Aves; Casuariiformes; Dromaiidae. Gene Ontology annotation, cellular component: nucleus. The record is from RefSeq and is a predicted model, not a curated record.
UGAAGUUGGUAUUAAAUGUUUUUCUUGCAGAAAAUAAAUUGUUGAGGUUUGAGGGUGUUAUUUAUUAGGGUCUGACAUUGAAGACAAAGCAAGCUGAACAUGCAGAGGGCAGUAAAGAACAAACAGGAGUUGUAGCUUCUGUUUCUGGUGGUGAUUCUUACUUGGAAUAUUUGUUUUGGAGAAUGAGGAGCAUGGCAGUUGGUCUUACCAUGUUAUCAGAUUAGCAAACCUCAGGGGUUGGACUGUUUUAAGUCAAUGUGUUUACUGUUUGUGCAGGUGAUCAUGCCCAGUGUUGAGGAAGAUUGCUUCUGGCUAAGUUUUUGGACCUUUAAGGCAAAAAAAUCUUGGGAAAAGAAGAAAUAAGAUGGGGAAGGAAAAAAAGAGAAGCAGUGAGAAAAUUAGGUUUUAAGUUACUUCUUUUUUUUUUUUUUUUUAAGGGACUUUACUAGCAGGCUUGAUAAUAGCUUAUGGGUUCGUUGGUAUUGUUCCCAUCACGUAGAUGACAGAAACGCAAAGCUGUGGUAGGGGGUCUUGGCAUACCAGGAAAUAGCAGAUGGAGCAGUAGUAACUGUAAUAAUAAACCUUUUUCUUUGUGGACAUUGCAAAAGUGAAUAAAGGCAUCAAAGUAAGGAUGCCCAGAGCUGUUGCAGCUAUGCAUGAGGAAAGUACAGAUGUAACAAACGGAUUUGGCAGAGUCAGAAGUGGUACUCAGAAUGAAGCUGCCUUACUGGCUCUGAUGGAGAAGACUGGAUACAGCAUGGUUCAAGAAAAUGGGCAAAGAAAAUUUGGUGGUCCACCACCAGGUUGGGAAGGUCCUCCUCCACCUCGUGGAUGUGAAGUUUUUGUGGGUAAGAUUCCUCGUGAUAUGUAUGAAGAUGAAUUAGUUCCUGUUUUUGAGAGAGCUGGGAAGAUCUAUGAGUUCAGACUGAUGAUGGAAUUCAGUGGCGAGAAUCGAGGCUAUGCCUUUGUGAUGUACACUACUAAAGAAGAGGCCCAACUAGCCAUCAGGAUUCUUAAUAAUUAUGAAAUUCGUCCAGGGAAAUUUAUUGGUGUCUGCGUAAGCUUGGACAACUGCAGACUAUUUAUUGGAGCAAUUCCAAAAGAAAAGAAGAAGGAAGAAAUACUGGAUGAAAUGAAAAAAGUUACAGAAGGAGUGGUGGAUGUCAUUGUUUAUCCAAAUGCCACUGAUAAAACUAAAAAUCGUGGCUUUGCUUUUGUUGAAUAUGAAUCUCACAGAGCAGCCGCAAUGGCUAGAAGGCGGCUAAUCCCAGGAACGUUCCAACUCUGGGGUCAUACUAUUCAAGUAGACUGGGCAGACCCAGAGAAAGAAGUUGAUGAAGAAACAAUGCAGAGAGUUAAAGUGUUGUAUGUAAGAAAUUUAAUGAUAUCUACUACAGAAGACACAAUUAAAGCCGAAUUCAACAAGUUCAAGCCAGGAGUAGUUGAACGUGUAAAGAAGCUGAGAGACUAUGCUUUUGUUCAUUUUUUCAACAGAGAGGAUGCAGUUGCUGCUAUGUCUGUAAUGAAUGGAAAGUGCAUUGAUGGAGCUAGUAUUGAGGUAACACUGGCAAAGCCAGUUAACAAAGAAAGUACUUGGAGGCAACAUCUUAAUGGUCAGAUUAGUCCCAGUUCUGAAAAUCUCUUAGGGUUUUCUAAUAAAGAAGAUGGUCAUCAAAAAUCCUUAGGAAAAGCAGCAAGUUUUUCAGUUCGUCUCAAUGGCCAGCACAGUCCAAACCCCCCCGAAAUUGAAAGGUGUACGUACCCAUUUUUUCCAGGAACAAAACUUACUCCAAUUAGCAUGUAUUCUUUAAAAUCCAGUCACUUCAGUUCUGCAGUAAUGCAUCUGGAUUAUUAUUGCAAUAAAAAUAACUGGGCACCACCAGAAUACUACUUGUAUUCAGCCACAAGUCAGGAUGGGAAAAUACUCUUAGUGUACAAGAUAGUUAUUCCUAGUAUUGCGAAUGGUUCCCAGAGUUAUUUCAUGCCAGACAAACUCUGUACAACAUUAGAAGAUGCAAAGGAGUUGGCAGCACAGUUUACACUUCUACAUCUAGCCAACUGUACGCCCUAUUUGGCUUGAAUUGUCCUGAAGAGCGUUGCCCUGAAGAGCAUAGUUGAGCAGUUGGAGAGUUUGGAACUUGUUACUUUGGAUCUUGCCAUAAAAGGAAGUAGAACACCACAAUGACACACAAUUACUGGAAAUACAACUUACAUGUUUAUUGGCUAAUAAUUUCGCAAAGAGCAUGUGUAUUUUAAGCUUUUCGCUUUAAAGAUUAGUGAAAUUAAAUGUUAAAUUUAGUUAAUGUUCGAUUAAAUUUGUUUUGAAGAUAUAAUUUGUUUAAAAAUAUUUUAUUACCUAUAGUAGUUUAUAAACAGUAGCUUAUCUUUAGCGUUGAAAUAAUUUACUCCAAUUCCUACCCUUGUACUUUGAGUCUUGGGCAGAAUUUUUUCGUUCAUAUUGUAAGUGAUAAAUCUUAAGCAGACCUUUAAAAAAAUCCCCACUGGCUACUCUGCCUUUUCAGAUUUGCUUCUGUAACUUAAAACAAAAUUUUACAGGAAGACCGUAUUCAAUAAAGUCUUUGCUUCUGGUAUAGCAUUACAUCUACAAAGGACUGGUAGGUUGAAGGGCUUUAUAUCAACAUACCAACAGGCUAUGCCAGAAGCAUUACUGUAGUCUUUGGGGUUUACUGCAUUAGGUAAUUCUUGGAGACAGAAAUGGACAAAAAAAAAUCUGAAUGCCUAUGAAUUCCUUGUACCUUUACGAACAGCAAGGAAAUGCAACUUACUGAGCUGUCAGCACCUCCCUGCUGCAGCACACGGGCGCUCCCUGCCUUGCAGGCCGCGUUGUCCCUCGGCACCAGCAGUUCCACUUGCCUGCAGUGGCCAUGUUGAACAGCAGCUUGCUCACUCUCCAAUCAGGCCAUAUUCUUCUGAAAAAAACCAUCAUUUAAUGGAAAAACUAUUUUCAGUUUCAAGUUUAAAGUUUGUAAAUCGGGUAUGUGUAAUUCAUUCUGAGUAAGCUAUCUUUAUUUCUGUAGCUUGACUGUUUAGCACUUCUCAGUAAAAUGCUUUAUUUAUUGAAUGACAGAAAAUAAAGGUCAGUAUUUUUUUUCCUGAGAUGAAUACAGUGGACCAACCUCCUUUUUUAAAAUUGGUUUAUAGUUUCCAUUUCUGGCCAAAGUAUGGGCCAAGUGGCGUAUGUUAAGAGUCUAAUGGCCUGACCUAUGCAAGUGUUGGUUGUAAGCUGUUUUGUCUGAAGAGCGUUUGUCAAAAGGGAAUAUUAUGUAGCCAGAAAACAAUGCAAUGGAGAGAUUUCUUUCAGGUUGAAUAAUUUUACUUAAAGCAGUCAACUACUGUGGUCCUUUACAUACUUUAGUUAAACAUGUUACACCAGUGUAUUCUUUUAUGUUAAUUUAGGUGAAGGUAGUUAAACUUAAUUUGUAUUUGAUAUUAGAUACCUACUAACUGUUUAAGCGUUGUAAUUUCUAAUGUUGAAAUCAUGUGUUUGACUUCUGUACUUGAAUUUGAACAUUGAUAUUAAAUUUCUGCUGUUAGUA